This is a messenger RNA of Ostreococcus lucimarinus CCE9901, 699 nucleotides long. RefSeq lists its product with no specific name. Gene Ontology annotation, cellular component: nucleus; cytoplasm. The coding region runs from base 1 to 699 and encodes 232 amino acids. The record is from RefSeq and is a predicted model, not a curated record. Gene Ontology annotation, molecular function: protein binding. The transcript has a single exon. Lineage: Eukaryota; Viridiplantae; Chlorophyta; Mamiellophyceae; Mamiellales; Bathycoccaceae.
AUGCGCGCGGCGCGGACGCGCGCGACGUUUGAGGCGCUGUGCGAGUGCCUGGCGGCGUGCGCGACGCGCGAGGAUAGAGCGACGACGGAUUUCGUGGACGAGUACACCGGGUACGACGUCGCGUGUUGGGCGGCGAAACGCGGCGCCGGGGACAGCAUUCGCGCGCUGUGUCGAGGCGCGGCGUCGACGUCGGCGUCGGCGUCGACGUCGGCGUCGGCGGCGAUGUGCGCCGUCGUCGGCGCCUCGCAAGCGCUCGCGCCGACGCAGCUGAGCAAGGCGAGUCUCGGGAACGGAAGUCGUUCACCGGACGACGCGGACGUGAUCACGGAAACGCGCGCGCGAUAUGAGGACGCGUUGUCCGCGGCGCUAUCGCUUCGUCCCGGCGAAAUCGAUGCGAUCGACGCCGUCACGGGUUGGACGCCUCUGACGUUUGCGUCUCGCCGCGCGCCGACGCUCGGCACGACGUUUAUGAGCAUAUUGCUCGAAGCCGGCGCCGACGUCAACGCGCCAGACGCGCGCGGAAUGACGCCUCUCAUGCACGCAGCGGCCGGCGAUUCGCUCGACGCCGCGCGUCUGCUCCGCUCGGCGCGUCGAGCCGACGUCUCGCCUCGCGACCGCGACGGCUUCUCCGCCGCCAUGCACGCCGCGUACCGCAAUCCAUCGAACGUCGCGUUAUUAGCCAUUCUAGCCGAUUCUUAG